AGAACUACAUGCAAAUUACAUUAAAUUUUGCAGAAAAUUUAAACUCCACAAGAAGUCAUCUAAAUGUCACAAUGAAAGUCCUUUACCUGCAGUUUCUAUAUUGAAACCACUAAUGGGCAUCGAUCCGAACUUGGAACACAACCUUGAAUCAUUUUUUACAAUGGAUUACCCAGUGUAUGAGUUAUUAUUUUGUAUUGAAGAUAGUGUGGACCCAGCUGUAAGUACUGUUGAAAGCUUAAUGACUAAGUAUCCACAAGUGGACGCUACUUUAUAUAUGGGUGGUUCAAAGGUUGGUGUUAAUCCAAAAAUUAAUAAUAUGCAACCUGGUUAUUCGGCCGCCAAACAUGAACUGAUCAUGAUAUCGGACAGUGGUAUUAAAAUGAAGAACGAUACUCUUUUAGAUAUGGUAAACAGCAUGACAUGACUUGUGCAUCAAAUGCCGUUUACAUGUGAUCGCGAAGGAUUUGCUGAGAAGGUUUUUUUUGGUACGGUUCAAUCGCGCAUAUAUCUAUCUGCUGAUUUAUUGGGCAUCAAUUGUCAUACUGGAAUGUCAUGCUUGUUACGCAAAUCAGUAAUUGAUGAACUUGGUGGUUUAAAAGCAUUUGGCUGUUAUUUAGCUGAGGAUUUCUUUAUUGCUAAAGCAAUAAGAGACAAAGGUUGGAAAAUGCGAAUAAGUAAUCAACCUGCAAUGCAAAAUAGUGGUAUUUGUGACAUAAGCAGUUUUCAAGAACGGCUCAUACGAUGGGCGAAACUACGCGUAGCUAUGGUUCCGACAACAAUACUUCUUGAACCGCUCUCUGAGUGCAUGGUGUUGGGAGCUUUGGCAUCAUGGUCUGCGGAGAUACUAUUCAAUUGGGAUCCGUUAGUAUUUUACUUAAUACAUGUACUGACAUGGUUUUUAUCCGACUGGAUAUUACUUUCUAUUGUACAGAAUGGGUCAUUAUCGUUCCAUAAGUUUGAAUUUGUUGUUGGUUGGCUUUUGAGGGAAAUAAGUGGGCCUUACCUGUUCCUGCAUGCGCUUUGGAAUCCAGCAAUAAGGUGGCGUAGGCGAACAUAUAAGCUACAAUGGGGUGGAAUUGCGUAUGAGUUGCCGUCAGUCAAUAUAAAUUUGAGUACAAAACGUUUACUAUUAUCAUAGCAUAAGCUAACAAAACAAUGUUACCUACAAUUUAGUUCAAAGCUAGUGUUUCUGUUUUUGGUUUUCUAAGAAUAUUAAAUAAUUUUAAGGUAGGGUAUAUAUUUCUGCAACUAAACUUGUAAUUCAGAGAGUGUGCUUUAUAUGCAUAUGUAGACUACUUGUGUCAUAAGUUCAUCAUAAUUAAAUCUAUCGUUAAAAUGAAACAUA
Messenger RNA from Bactrocera latifrons, 1345 nucleotides. It is a transcript of the gene GlcT, whose product is annotated as ceramide glucosyltransferase. Gene Ontology annotation, biological process: glucosylceramide biosynthetic process. The record is from RefSeq and is a predicted model, not a curated record. Gene Ontology annotation, molecular function: ceramide glucosyltransferase activity. The annotation marks the transcript as partial. NCBI's taxonomy places the organism in Eukaryota, Metazoa, Arthropoda, Insecta, Diptera, Tephritidae. Gene Ontology annotation, cellular component: membrane. The transcript has 5 exons.